Messenger RNA from Schistosoma rodhaini, 270 nucleotides. The record is from the annotation of a GenBank genome assembly. Lineage: Eukaryota; Metazoa; Platyhelminthes; Trematoda; Strigeidida; Schistosomatidae.
AUGUCAUCAAUUGGUAAAAAUCCGGUAAUCGAUAUUAUCAAAAACGAGUUGAUUGAAAAAAAGAAUAAAAUAAUCAAUAUUGAUAAUGGUAAACAACUGGAUGAUAAUGAUAAACAAACUGAUAGUUCAAACUUUAAUAAUUUUAUAUAUAUAUUACUGUAUUCUAUCUGUAAUCCACCUUUGAACACAAUAAGACUGAUUGUGCAUUCUGAAUCCUGUUAUAAUACAAUUUACCAUUUAGCAGCAAGAUAUUUCUGGAAUCUGGAUUGA